AUGCCAUCUAACCAACAAGAAGGACUCUUAAGUUACAAUGGGGAAGUCCUUGUUUUUCAGUUGUGUGACAGAGAGCUUGCCCAUACAGAAGCUGCAAAAACACCCAUAUUACGUGUCAGAAGAAUGAUGUUUGACAAAGGAACAAGAACAUUUGCUCAGAAGUCUACUGGAUUUUUUAGCAUGGAGGAAGAAAAUGCAAAUUUUAAAAUUAUUUUUUGCAGCUGUGUGUCUGACUUCAGGACUGGACUUAACCUCCCUUAUGUUAUGAUACAAAGAAAUAAGGAGAAUGUUCUAAAAUAUUUUCUACUGUUGCUUCACAGUACCAAUGAAUUUGAAAAGCGAUGGAGUUUUAAACCAGGCUGUGAAUUGAAGGAUGACUUAAAGGUCCUUAAUGGCCCUUUAGUUUUAUGGAGACAUGCCCAGACCGUCUUCUGUAUCUCUUCCAAAACUGACACAGUUGUUAGUGUGCCAGUUAACCUUUCUUCUGUCAUGUGGGCAGGGGAGAUUGAAAAUCUGGGUAUUGUUUUAUUGGGAUGCACAAAGAAUACUUCAGACUCAGAUUGUGCUAUUUGGGAUAACAAAUUCUGUGUCUAUUCUCUUGACCGUCAAGAAAUAUUAUCUGAUACAUAUGUUAUCCCUCAUGCUUACAGCAGUGUGGUAACUUGUGUGCAUGUCUGUGCAGCUGAGUUAGUGAAUAACCAGUUAAGAAUGUCUCUGAUUGCCCUUACUCAAAAGAAUCAGCUGAUUUCAUUCCAAAAUGGUGCUCCUGAAAACGUGUGCCAGCUUCCAUCUGGAGAUCCUUGCACAGUUCAACUUAUGGAUUCGAGUGGAGAAGAUUCCCUUGUCAUUGUAUCCUUUAGGUCCAGUGAUGUUUGUGCUGUUUGGAAAAAGAACUUUGAGGUUGCCACUAAGUGGGAAAACAUUACCUCCUUACUGAUUGAUGACUUCAUAGGAACUGGAACUGAGCAAGUGCUGCUACUUUUGAAGAGCCCUUUGAAGUCUAGUUGCCUCUCUUCCUUUAAGAUAACCAAUCUUAUGGACAUAAACUAUUCAAGUGAUAUAUUGGAUGACAAUGAAGAUAUUUUAAUUGAAGACAGUGAAAAGAAUUCUCAGUUGCUGAUUCCAGUUCUGGAAAAAAGAUUGAAAAUUGGUUUGGCUUCUGUUCAGGAUUUAAAGCAGCAUCUCUUGCUUAAGGAAAAAGUGAUUUCAAAAUCCUACCAAGCUUUAGUCAACCUGAUUCAAGGGAGAACUUAUGAGACACCAAGUCCAGAGGAGAGGAGGUCUCUGAAGGAUGUGACUUUAUCACUGUUACUGGAUCAAGCUUGUGACUCCAACUUUCUGCUUAAGUGUCAAAAUAGGGUGAUUAAUUUGAGUAUGGAUUCUCUACUCCCAUCACCUUCUGUACCACAUGAAGGAGGAUUAGAAGCAAAAAGGAUCAAGUUGACCCCUCAUAGUGAAGAAGAAAAAAGUUGUGUUUGUCAACAACCAUCUGAGAAAGGCUGUGUCCAUACAAUUACUGCCGUAACAUCUCUUCCACCUCUUUUAGCACUCAAUAAUUUCUGUUGCAUUGUGCUACUGCAAAUUAGGGAGAGAAAAAAUGGUCACUGUUUUGAAGAUCGUUAUGUUCCUUGUGGCAGACUUUCUGUAAGUCUGGAAGAUAUUUCAAGAGGGAAAUACCUAGUGACAUUUCCAAAGAAUGAAUCUAUAGAACACAUGGAAGACUAUUUUGUACUUCUUGCAACAUUAGACAGAUUUUGUUUUCAAGUCACAUCAUCUGACCAUACCCUGACUUCAAUGAAGACGUGGUUCUUGGAGUAUCUGCAUUGUGAAGUAAUCAGAGAAUUUCCAGAAAUUUGGUUUUGUAAAAGGCCAGGAAUUUUUUAUGGAACACUCUUCAAGUGGAAUCAAAGAACACCAUAUGAAGGAAUUUUACUAGUGUAUUGCAGGAAUCAAAUUGCUUUGUUCCAGUGCCUUCAUUAUCUCAUUAGAGUUCUCCCGAUAAACUGUUUCUUCAAAAAGCUAAAAUUUGGAAGUGAGGAUUUCCUAACUGAUUGUUUGGCAUUAAGUUUGGAAAAGGAACUGGUUUCCCUUACUAGUUCUCUUUCUUCUGCCUUAGCUGAGGUUGAAAGCAACUUUGUGCAGCGGCAUGAAGCAAGCAAAGAUCAGAGCAGUGUUAUUGUGGCUUCUGUAUCAGACAGUGAGGAAAAAAUCCAUCUGUACAGAAAAGAGCUGCAGAGAGAAAAGAAGCAAAUGACAUUGGCAUUGAACCUAAAAGUGAGUGGUGCUCUUUAUAGAGAAAUUACUUUGAAAGUGGCUGAGGUUCAGCUGAAAUCUGACCUAGCAGUCCAGAAACUGGCCCGUCUACAAUUUUAA
Messenger RNA from Orycteropus afer afer, 2373 nucleotides. It is a transcript of the gene FANCB, whose product is annotated as FA complementation group B. Gene Ontology annotation, cellular component: Fanconi anaemia nuclear complex. Lineage: Eukaryota; Metazoa; Chordata; Mammalia; Tubulidentata; Orycteropodidae. The record is from RefSeq and is a predicted model, not a curated record. Gene Ontology annotation, biological process: negative regulation of double-strand break repair via homologous recombination; positive regulation of double-strand break repair via homologous recombination; replication-born double-strand break repair via sister chromatid exchange.